Messenger RNA from Tuber melanosporum (Perigord truffle), 1844 nucleotides. RefSeq lists its product as uncharacterized. Gene Ontology annotation, molecular function: hydro-lyase activity; magnesium ion binding. Gene Ontology annotation, biological process: carbohydrate catabolic process. Lineage: Eukaryota; Fungi; Ascomycota; Pezizomycetes; Pezizales; Tuberaceae. The transcript has 8 exons. The coding region runs from base 519 to 1775 and encodes 418 amino acids. The record is from RefSeq and is a predicted model, not a curated record.
CGAAAGACGACCUCACUUCGUUUCACCCACAAUUCCUUUCACCCCCUCCCCUCUCUCUUCUCAAACCUUGGUAUGCCUCCAUACCGCGCAAGGACGUGUCUCUGACAUGGCCAUCCUCAGCUUUACGGAGCUCCUGCUACUCGAGUUCCUGGCGCACUUAUCCCACGCUAACCUCUCCCUCGCGCACCGCUGGCUUCGGGACAGUUCCUCCGAAACCCGAAGCGGAAUGGGGCGUUCUCGGUGCAAACCACCACGAGACGCCUAGGUUUUGACGGGAACGGGAGAAAAUGCCAGCAAAACAAAUCAAUUACUUAGAGGGGAAACUUGGAAGCCCUGAGACAAAUCGCUCUUUAUCCCAGUUAAUACAGUAUCAUAGCUGGCUCUUGACGCGGUGGGGUAGGGUGGGGUUGUUGCCCUCCAAACGCAUCCCGAUAAAAAUAGCCAUCGUGGAGGUCUCCUCUCGCAAUAAACCAGCGACAGCGAGCAAUCGACCUCACCACCAACUGCUACUUAUCAAAAUGGUGCAAAUAAUCGCCUACGAAUCCCGCGAUGUCCGCUUUCCGACUUCCCUCGACAAAACCGGCUCCGAUGCCAUGAACGAAGCAGGCGACUACUCGGCCGCCUACUGCAUCCUCAAAACCGAUGGAGCCCACAGCGGCCACGGAAUGACCUUCACCAUCGGCCGUGGAAACGACAUUGUUUGCCGUGCGAUCGAGCAAGUGGCCCAGCGCAUCGCCAGCCACUCGCUAGAAAGCCUGACAGCGGACAUGGGCAAGACGUGGCGAUGGCUGGUAUCCGAUUCGCAGUUGCGCUGGAUCGGACCUGAGAAGGGAGUUACCCACCUUGCCCUGGGUGCCGUCGUGAACGCACUUUGGGAUCUCUGGUCCAAAGAAGUUGGGAAGCCUUUGUGGAGGUUGGUGGCAGAUAUGUCACCUGAGGAGUUUGUUAGAUGUAUUGAUUUUAGGGGGGGAGCGGGAAAGAAGGGAGGAUUCGGGAUGCCCUCGAGGAUAGGGCGGUGCCGGCCUAAUUUUGAUAUAGGAUGGUUGGGAUAUGGUGAGGAUAAGAUGAAGAGCCUGCUACACGAGACGUUGGCACAGGGAUAUAAGCAUUUCAAGAUUAAGGUUGGAGGAAGCGUGGAAGAGGAUAGGAGGAGGCUGAGAACCGCCCGUGACAUUAUUGGAUAUGAAAAGGGAAAUGUCCUCAUGAUCGAUGCAAACCAGGAUUGUCUGGUCCGUCCCAGAAGCAAUUCACUACAUGAACCAACUCGCAGAAUUCAAGCCUUGGUUCAUCGAAGAGCCCACCUCCCCCGACGACAUCCUAGGCCACGCUGCGGUGUCGCUACCGGCGAAAUGUGUCAAAACCGUGUGAUGUUCAAGCAGCUCCUGCAGGCCCAAGCAAUUGACGUUUGUCAAAUCGACGCGUGCAGAAUGGGCGGCGUGAACGAAGUUCUGGCAGUCCUUCUCAUGGCGAAGAAAUUCGGCGUUCCCAUCGUCCCGCACUCCGGUGGCGUGGGGCUUCCCGAAUACACACAGCACUUGAGCACGAUUGACUAUGUGGUUGUUAGUGGGAAGCUGUCGUUGUUGGAGUAUGUGGAUCACCUGCAUGAGCAUUUCUUGCACCCGAGUGUUAUUAAAGAGGGGUAUUACGUUACUCCUACGAACCCGGGUUACUCUGUCGAGAUGAAGGAGAGUGCUUUCGUGAAGUUUAGCUUUCCGUCAGGAGAGUUUUGGGAGUCGGAGGAGGCUAAGCCUAUACUUAAUCAUUUAUCUAAAUAGGCUAUGGUAGGCCAGGUAGUCACGGGGUCAUUGUAAAAGCUAGUUUAACUUAACCUAAACUCUUCUCCA